This is a messenger RNA of Cynara cardunculus var. scolymus (artichoke), 1322 nucleotides long. RefSeq names its product WRKY transcription factor 22-like. The coding region runs from base 6 to 1016 and encodes 336 amino acids. NCBI's taxonomy places the organism in Eukaryota, Viridiplantae, Streptophyta, Magnoliopsida, Asterales, Asteraceae. The transcript is spliced from 3 exons. Gene Ontology annotation, cellular component: nucleus. The record is from RefSeq and is a predicted model, not a curated record. Gene Ontology annotation, molecular function: transcription cis-regulatory region binding; DNA-binding transcription factor activity. Gene Ontology annotation, biological process: regulation of DNA-templated transcription.
CCUACAUGGACGUUGAUUGGGACCUUCAGGCGGUGGUCAGAGGCUGUUGCUCCACCGUCUCCUCCGCCACUACAACCACCACCACCACCACCGCUCCUACUUGUCCUGUAGAUGCUUACAGUCAACCACACUCAAAUUUUUAUGGAGAAAAUUUCAUGGGUUUUUUCCCAGAUCUAUUUCAACCAAGAAGAGAUAACAGCAUCGAACAGUUUUUGAAUGAUCUUUACAAUCCCAUCCAUUUACAGAAACCACCUCCUUCCCCUCAAAGUUUGCCAAUCUCACCUCUUUCUGUUCUUGGAGGACUUCAAGAUCCACCGUACCACCACCACCGGAAACAAUUUCAGGGAAAGCAGCGAUCUUUAGGCAUCUCUAGAUGUACAACUUCUCAUACACAGAGUACCACAAAGUUCAAGAAAAGGAAAAAUCAGGUUAAAAGGGUAUCCCAAGUGCCAGCAGAAGGAUCGUCUUCUGACUUAUGGUCUUGGAGAAAAUAUGGUCAAAAACCUAUCAAAGGCUCUCCAUACCCAAGGGGAUAUUACAAAUGUAGCACUUCGAAGGGUUGUUUGGCCCGAAAACAAGUGGAGCGGAAUAGAUCCGACCCGGCUAUGUUGAUCAUCACGUAUACCGGCGAACACACCCACCCGGUUCCCAUUCAGCGGAACUCUUUAGCCGGCAGCUCCCGCAACAAACCCACCGCCUCCGCCUCCGGCGACGAAGACAACAGAAACAAACCUACGUCAUCGCCGCCUGUUUCUCCGACAGCCAGUUUAUCUCCGGCGAUGGAAAAGAUGGACGAAAACGAGAGAGAUGACACCGACGACGACGAUAACGACUUCGAUGUCUCCGGCGUGGUCAUAGACGAAGAUAUUUUUGAUGGGUUGGACGAGCUCGUUGGUUCGGCCUCUGGAGACAGAUUCUCCGUUCACCAUGCCACGUCAAAGACAGUUCCGCCUUUUCGGUGGUUAUCAAACAACGUAGCUACCACAACCACCACCACCGCUGCCGGCCGGAGUUGACUUUCAAGAAUUGACUUUUACUUUUUCUUGAUGAGAUUAAAGCGUAUAUAGUCGCCGACUUUUCCAAAUCAUUUUCCCAGAGCAUAAACUUCUAAAUCCAAAACAAGCAUGUUUUAACGAAUUGUACCGAAGCAGUUUUAGUUGCACUUACUCUGGAUUUGAUAAUUUUAGCUUUGGAAAAGAGGGUAUUAUUUUUUGUGGUUUUUGAGGGAGAAGGAGCCGUUGGCAAAGUGAAAUGGGCUUGUGUUUAAAGUAAUGGUUGUGGUACAAUGUGCAUUAUUUAUUGUACAAUGUGCAUCAUUUAUU